GACUGGCGUAAGCGUUGUCAAGCCAAAGCUGCAUACUAUCUGGCUCUGACUGCAUAUCACAGUGGUUUGGCUGUUAAUGAGUUAGAUGGCCAGCAUGGCAUAGCUGUGACUUGGAUUGGACUUGCCGAACAGAGGCUUUGUGAUGCCGAGAAACUAGCUAAAGAUGUUUCUGCCAAUGGGAUGGCAGAGAUUGACUCAAGUUCUCUAGGAUUUGUAUCAGCUCUCUCUGAAGUUGGAUCACUUAGGUCCGCUAUUACAGCGGCAUUAGAGAUCGUCAGGGCCAAGUUGGGAUCAUUGAAACGUGAUAACGAUUUCAUUUACCAUGAUAAAGUUCCCGAACCUUCUGAUUUGGAACCCAUAAAAGAUUAUGAGUGCAAAGAACUGUAG
This is a messenger RNA of Protopolystoma xenopodis, 387 nucleotides long. The record is from the annotation of a GenBank genome assembly. Lineage: Eukaryota; Metazoa; Platyhelminthes; Monogenea; Polystomatidea; Polystomatidae.